CAAAACAACCUCAGUCUGACAGACCGAAAUACCACAAGCGGACGCACAGUCGUGUUUUUGCGUUUGCUCGCGCUUGGUGGAGCAAAUUUAACACACACACCACCACCGCCAGCUUCCCUGCGCAUUGCAGGAUCAGGAAAGUGUUUCGCCCUGAGGGAAACAGACGGUAACGGAACAAUUGUUGUUUAGCAGCAAACGGAGCAAUUGAUUUGGUUUUUACAAAACGCACCCCUCCUCUGUCUGUCUAUACAAGGAUUCCGGGUUUUUUAACGUGCGCUCCGUUUGUAUGUGUGCGUGUAUGUAUAGUGUUGGUGCUGCAAGUGCGUUCUAGAUGCGUUCGUGGUGAGAGUGUGUGCGUGUGUGGGUGUGUGAACGUCCUUUUUCGGUGGAAUGCAACCUAGGGCAGAGCGUCCGUAAAGCUUCAUCCCGUACGCGCGUGUGUGUGGUUGUGUGCGGGUGUGUGAUAUGGUUGUGUUUUUCCAUUCCUUUCCCACCUACGCUGCAACGUGCAAGGCUGCAAAGGGUCUGGAAAGGGGCAAAACGGUGGAAGUGGAAACGACGCAGUAAGAGUGGGAAGAGCGCGGGGAGUGCUCGGAGGUUAAGCUCACUCGGCUGCACGCUCCGGGCUUCCUUCCUGGAUCCGGAAGCGGGGAGUCUCCCUUUGGUGUACAGGGCAGCUCUAGAACCGAAGGAGGUUUACAACAAAAAACACACACAUACCCGUUUAUCCUCUACAUCCACCUACGGGGUGGCCCCGCGGAUGCAGUAUUGUUGUUGCCGUUGCUGUUAUUGUGUCGUUGUGUUUGAAGAACGUCCUGUUAGUGUGCGCGCCUGUGUAUGUGUGUGUUUGUGCCUAUGUGAAUUUCGAAGGAAAAAAGGUUAAGCAGGCGUUGAGAAGGAAAAUCCCCAAAUCGUGUCUAUUUCAUCCCAAUCCCAAAGUGAAUGUGUGUUGCGUUGCAUGUAGAAAUUGUUCCGAAAUUGUUCCGAAAAAAUUGCAAAGUUUUGGUCUGUGUGUGCGUGUGUGGGUUCGUCGUCGUACAACAUCAUUUCCAUCAGCCAUCAGCCCCGUAGCACAAGCCAUGAGAGGCGGAGCAGGCCGUUGUCAAUCAGCACAGGUCGAGAGCGGACGAGCAGCACCACGGGCGAGCUGAGAAAGCACAAUACAUACGGACAGCAACCGGCUAGAAAGGAUGGUUAUGGGUGGCCCCGCAACGCAAGCUUGCCAAAGUGACCUCCCAACGGACAUCAUCGAAACCGUUUGAGCAAGGAACCAACCAAUCAACCCACAGAGUAACGGCCACGGGCCGACAUUCAAGCGUCUGAUCAAAUGUACAGCAGAAGGCGGCAGAACCUACCCACGUCUAAGCCUUGGCGACACUCACACACACGGUGGGCUCCAAAGGCAUUAGGGUUGAGCCCACUUAAUUAAGAACGUAGAAUAGAGCUGCCGAGCAACAGCAUUCCUUCAAUCGCGCCGAUGCAUCGGCACCGAUGUGUGGUUGGUGUGGUUCAAAGUCGAAGGAAUUUUACAUCUGUGAUAUCUGUGUGAAAUGUUAAAAGUGCGUUUAUCAACAACACGUGUGUGCGGUUGCGGAAACGACGAUAUGAUGCCAUCCCGUUCGCGGAAGGCGAAUGAAUUGAUCAAAUGUCACACAGAAUUAGAAGGUUUCCCAUUUUAAUGUGUCCAGUUCCGUCGAGCGCUGGUCGGAGAGCGUACGUUGCGUAGAGAAGACCAGAUUUAGAGCAGGUUAGAGCUAAGCAAGAAGGAGCGGAAACCUUUUACAUCCUCCAAGAGGAAAUGGUGCGCGCUAAAGUUUGAAGUUUUAAACAAUGUUACUGCAGUUAUAACUACUUAAACGUCUAUCUUGUUAUUUGCGUCCAUAAACAAAAGUGUCCAACAAACACACAACGCGUCCGUAUUGGUAGUAAAGACAGCAAGCUAUAGAGAUUAGAGAGUGGUAGAAAAGGGAUAUUAUUUUCCUUCCUGUGUGGCUACCGGUGCGCGAUCGUUGCGCCCGGUAGUUGACCCGCGGAAAAAACCCCGUUCGCUAUGCCCGAUGAAGCGGCGUACCAGGUGUUCAACUAUGUGGCGGACUGCUUCAUCCACGUGCCGGUGGUGGGCCGCGCCGGCGGCGAGGACGAUACGUGCGAGCGUGUCUGCCGGGCGGUCUGCGAGCAGCUCAAGAUAAAGCCGGUCGUGUUUGCGCUGGUCGGAUUGCGGCUGCACGACGAGAAAUGGUUCCUGGCCGGCGGGAGCCGUCCGUCCACGGACAAGAAGUACGACUUUCGGUUGCGGUUCAAGGUCCCGGACCUAUCCUGCCUGAAAGCGCUCGACCAGGAGCUGUUCAACUACUACUACAGCCAGCUCCGGUACGAUCUGCUGCACAACCGCAUCCCGGAGAUCGACUACCGGAAGUACAAGAACAAAAUACUCGGCUACGUCGUGAACGACAUGUACCGGAAGAUGAUCGAGGACAAGGUUGGGCUGAGCGAGCUGAAGCGUGACUUUGAGAAGUACAUCCCGCGCAAGAUUAGCCGUGAGCAUUCGGUGUGCUUCGUGAACGUGGCCCAGAAGCGGAUAUUCGAAUCGCUCAACUCCAUCCAGAACCGAGAUCACGAUGUGAACUACGUGAAGAACGUUUACAUCAACGAUAUCGACAACAUCGCGCCGGGCUAUCUGUACGAGGAGUACGCGGCCGAAAUACAGUAUCCGCGGGGAGAGUUCAGCUCGCGCACCGGCAAAUGUCCGGUGAAGCUACGGUUUCAGCCCUACGGUACGGCGGUAUCGAGCCGCGAAACGACCAAGUACGGCUCGACGGGCGGUAGGCUGGAGCGUACGCUAGACCACGAGGAUGCGACCACGACGCCCGGCCUGAAGGUGUUUUAUGCCAGCAAGUGGCAACACGUGACGAAUAUCGACGAAAUACUCACCAUACUGGUGGAGAAGCUGACGGUGAAACUCGCGCUGGAAGACCAGUCGGAGCCAUACUGUAUAGACUUUCAUGAUCAGACUGAACUGAACUCGUUCGUAACCUGCCUAGCCGGUUACUAUAGGUUAAUGUGCAAAUGGACCGUGUAUCUGUGCCAGGACUACCUUUCCUCGCCGAUGCUCAACUUGCUGAAAGAGCUCAAGUGCCACGGUCCCAUCGGCGGAAAGUACUCCACCGACAAAAUUCGGGAAAAGAACAGCAGCUGCGGUGCAUGCAUCAUACGCCAGUGCGAGGAGCAGUACGAUACCUACUAUGUCGAUAUGCUAGAAACCGAUGGACUGAUAAAAACGUACAAGCUUAUCCACGCCGAAGAUCAGUGGCACGUGCAGCGCGACAAGGAGGAAGAGGAGGCACUGCACCGGUACAACCAGCUGACGGAGGCGCUGAAGAGCCUCAACCCGGAGAUAACGAGCGUGUACCGGUUGCCGCCAUCGGACAACGAUACCGCCCCGAACCUGCUGCUCUGCCGGCCGACGCACAAAGCCUCCCCGAAGCGGCUGCUGCGCGGCGGCACGCAGGAACUGGGCCAGAAGCGGGCCUGCAUUAUCAAUGCCGCCAAGGAGCUGGUUAUCAAUCGAAAUGCGGUGGAAGAUGAAAGCGACGGUUACACGAAGCGAACGCGGGCCGACUUUCUGCUGCCGAACAACAGCAAGAUGGAGGUUACGCUCAAGCUGCUCAAGAACGAGAAGGAGGGAGAAUAUUUGAAGGACUUUCUGCAGGUUGCGGGCCAGUGGGCAACGAUCGAUUCGAUCGAUAUCAUCAAGCUGUACGGUAUGACCGUUUGCAAACCGAUCACGAUGGUGCUCGAAUUCCCCCGGUACGGUCGGCUGGAUGAGUUUCUGCGGACGCGGCGCACCUCGGUACGGCCGACCGCACUGAUCGAGAUCGGCCAUUCGCUGGCCCGGGCCCUGUACUACCUGCAGAAGCACGGCAUUAUCCACGGCCACAUCCGGUGCUCGUCCAUGCUCGUCACGCAGUACGACGAGGGCGAGCAGCGCGUGCUGGCCAAGCUGGGCGAUCCGGGGAUGCACGGGCAGCGCCGGCUAACCAAGCACGAUCUGCUCUGGAUACCGUACGAGUAUCAGGAUCUGAGCGAGCAGAGCGUGGCCCGGCUGCGGACGGAUCCGGCCACCGAUGCGUGGGCCUGCACCUCGACGCUGUGGGAAAUCUUUAGCCGCGGCAUCAAGAUGCACGUGUACAAGCCGGCCGAGUUUCUGCCCACGCGCAAAUGGCUGCAGACGAUGCCGCCCGAGCUGAAGGACUCGAAGCAGAUCUACGAGUGUCUGAGCUGCGGCUGGCACGCCGAUCCGGACAAGCGGCUCGCACCGCAGACGGUCGUGGGGCUGCUGGUGCAUGCGCGUCAAUUAGACGGUAGCUACUGCACGGUCGGGAAUGGACACGUGAACGGUCACUCGGCGAGCAACAUGCUGAAUGGGUCUGUCUUCAAAAACAGUAUCCUGUCAAUGGAAACCAACUCCACCUUGAUUCGGUCCCGUACCGACUGCACUUCCUCGUCCUACGUGAGCAACGGAAGCGACAGUGAGCUGCGCAGCAAUGCCUCGAGCGGCAGCAGCUCGCUUCCGCUGCUCUCGAACUCGAUCAACCGUUUCAGCGGCGACUCGUACUACGAGAAAACGUUCGUCAACUGCUCGGACUACAUUCAGCUGAGCGGCAGUGAGCGCAUCUUCUUCCACAACAUGCUGGGGGAGGGCAAUUAUGGGCGCGUGUACCGGGGUACGCUCGAGCGGGACAACCAGGCGCCGCGCGACGUCGCGCUGAAAACGAUCUACGACGAUCGGCCCGACCUGGGCCGGGUGAAGGACGACUUUCGGCGCGAGGUCGAUAUAAUGAAAAACCUGCGCCACACCAACAUCGUCGAGUUUAUCUGCUUCAUCGAGGAGCUGGACAAGCUGGUGGUGGUGAUGGAGUACGUGCCGCUGGGAUCGCUGCUGGCGUACCUCGGCUACAUGCGGUACGAGCUGAAGGAGCUGGACCUGCUGUGGAUGGCGCGCGAUAUAGCAAAUGGCAUGAAUUAUCUGUGCGAGAAGAACAUCGUGCAUCGCGACCUGGCCGCCCGCAACAUCCUGGUGGAGAGCAAAAAGUGCGUCAAAAUCUCCGACUUUGGGCUGGCGCAGGUAACCGAGGGCAGCAAUUACUACGUGGCGCGGCACAGCCGCGAGCUGCCGAUCCGCUGGUACGCGCCGGAAACGCUCGAAACGCAAAAGUACUCCUCCCAGUCGGACGUGUGGUCGUUCGGCGUGACGCUGUACGAGAUGUUCACGUACGGUGCGACACCGUACUCGCACGUGGACGUCAAGAGUGCGGCCCAGUUGUAUCAACUGCUGCAACGCGAGACAAAGAUAUUACAGCUUCCGGAGGAUUUUUCGUACGUGUACGAUAAGCUGAUGGCACCGUGCUUUAAGCGGGAUCCGCACGAGCGCAUGACAUUCAGCGAGCUGCUGGAGGAGCUGAACGACAUGAUCAAUCAGUACGGUGAACCGAUCUAUUAGGUUUCGCAGACAGGCGGAUGAGAUGAAUAGAAUCUGUGAAUAAGCGCUAGCGUGCUCUUGUGUGUGCAAGGCAAGCCAUUAUAUUUAAUGUUUGAAGAAAGAGAGAAAGAGCGAGAGAAGAAAGGGCACAGAAGAUGGAAAAAGUGUAAAGUCUUAGAACUAGCUGGUAAGCGAACCCAGGCACACUACUACCACGACGGAUGGUUUGUUGGAUCUGUAUUUUAACUUAACUGUGACAUGAUUGCACAGCACUCUGCGCACAGCACACGCCAUAAAAAUGGGCAAGAUCAAGUCGCGCGCCACAUUUCCUUGUGAGCGCAACAACGGUUGUCGUGAGGAGAAGAAUCGUGUAUUCCAAAGCCUAAACCGAUUGCACGCGCGUUCGCACUAAUGCUAUGGAUAUAACUAUACUCACACACACACAUACCUUCGUCAAUUUUGAUGAUCAUUAGAUACACAGAUGCGCUAUUUGUUGUGAAGAGAAUGUAGGGAAAAACAAUGAAGCAAAACACAUACAUUCGCACUUGCUAAGAAACAAAACAGUAUGGAUAGUGUAUUGGAUGACGUUUUAGCCGUUCCUCUAUGUGCUCUCCCCCCCGUGAUGAAGAAAAAGCAGAAUUAAGUGUGAAGGAAAACAAAUUAAAAGCUGUAAGGAAAGAUAGCGCGAAGAGAGAUAGAGAGAGAGAGAGAUGAAAAACCCGAUGGCCGGCGUACAAGAAAGUAUUGUGUGAACGAAUCUUAAUGGUUGUCCUUUUUACAAAAUACUCGUGUCGUGUCCCGUGUUCUAGCGGAAUCAUAUUAGAAAUAGUCUAUUGGGAAACGUCGUCGUCGUUGGUUGCGCUUUUUAUCAAGCAAAAGUGUGUGUGUAUGUGUACAGUUUAAGAGAGAGAGAGUGUGUAUGUGUAUGUGUUAAUUAACACUAAUUACACAGUCAUACUCGUACAUACCUUUAACUUUACUAACUCGUUAUCACUUUACUCGUAGUGUGGCAAUCAGAAAACACGUGUGUGUGUGUGUGUUAGUAGUAUGCCAAUGUGCGCCUAAAAUGGGGGAAUACUAAUAACAAAGAGGGCUCUAUUAAAGGGUUAAAGCUUCCCCCCAAAUCCACACUCGCACACAUCCUGUUUAAUGAUGGGGAAAGGAACGAUGAAAUGUAUGUGCCGUGAUUAUGUAUACAUAGAUGUGGCUUAUUAGUGAAAUUUGAAACAAAAACUAGAAGAGAAAACGAAGCGAUUAAACACGCAAGAUCUACUAUGUGUGUGUGUUACAACUCUAAAUUAGUUUACAGUGCGCGGGGACCUAACUAGAGCGAAAUAUUAGUAACAGGGUUUUUGGUGUAGCUGGAAGCGCUCAGAACUUUAUCUCGAAAUCCUACGAAAGGAUGGGCGAUCGAUACAUUUUCCCACGAAAACGCGGCGAGCCACGUCAUGCUGCAACCGUGAAAAUGAUCUCUUUGAGAAGAAUUUUACUGUGCAAUAGAGAGACGCACACACAGACAGAGUCACACAACUACAUACUCUAUUUAGAACUGUGUUUUCCUACGCAUACAUUAGUUAUGACUAUUUUUAACCACAACCUCUGGUACCAAUUUUCUACACGGAGCCUUUUUCCCCACCCGAAUCUUAAACUAGCAAAAACUAGGGAAACACGGUUGGCGAGGGUGGAUGAUUGAUUUCCCUGGGUGCCGCUCCGAUCUGUUGGGGAAUUGCAAAUUUUAACGUAUGAUAAUAACGAGCGAUAUGAUUGAGAUUAUUAUUCAAGUACAACGACACACACACCCACACAUACACAACACGACCAAAACCUGCGGAUAGAGGAAAUGAAGACGCUUCCCUAAAAAGAAAAAUAUAUAGUUCAAAAAGUUUUUUCCCGACCGGAAUAUGGGGUAACUCGAGCGCCAAACGGUAUGACCGUUGUGUAGUAUGGUAGAAAAAGAAAAUGAUUCACGCCACCCCCCUAUCCCCAUGGAUGGCUUUUCGCGCCUGGAACGACUCUUCAUCUCUGGUGUGUGUAAUGAUGGAGGGAACUCUAAAAUUCCACCCAUAAAUUCUUUAUUGAAUUCUUGAGAUCUCUCUCGCUAGUAAGAGACCGGUAGCAGUUGCCGAAGAAAGGAAGAAGCUUAGCAAAAGUAAAAGAAACUUAUAUUAAAAGAAAAGGUAACGAAUAAUAAACAUAGAUCAAUUUCUCAAAGUGCCACUUAAAUUUGAAACCCGAAGACAAAGCAGCAAGCAGCAAAACACGCACGCUCACACCCCCCGCACUCACAAACUGCAUAAAUGGGAAAAAGAAGAAGAAAAGAAGAAGAAGAAGAAGAAGAAGAAGAAAGAAACAGAAGAAGAAACAAGAAGAAGAAGAAGAAGAAGAAAGUAAAAGAAGAAAGAAGACGAAGACGAAGAAGAAGAGGAAGAAGAAGAAGAAGAAGAAGUAGAAACAUUAGCAGCAAAACGUAAAACAACGAUAAAAACCCCCCCAAGCAAGAACAAAACUAAAACAAACAAAAACCCAUGACCAUUUUGUGGAAAAUCAGGAGAGAACGAGAAAAAGACACACACAACUAAGCUAAUUAGAGAGCGAGAGAACAAAACUCAAAUCCAAACCGAGUAGAGAA
Molecule: messenger RNA, 8108 nt
Organism: Anopheles coluzzii
Lineage: Eukaryota; Metazoa; Arthropoda; Insecta; Diptera; Culicidae
Gene: hop
Product: tyrosine-protein kinase hopscotch
Exons: 14
Coding region: 2051-5500 (1149 amino acids)
Biological process (GO): cell surface receptor signaling pathway via JAK-STAT; intracellular signal transduction; peptidyl-tyrosine phosphorylation
Cellular component (GO): cytosol; cytoskeleton
Molecular function (GO): cytokine receptor binding; non-membrane spanning protein tyrosine kinase activity; ATP binding
Source: RefSeq, a predicted model, not a curated record